Molecule: messenger RNA, 1277 nt
Organism: Carassius carassius (crucian carp)
Lineage: Eukaryota; Metazoa; Chordata; Actinopteri; Cypriniformes; Cyprinidae
Product: GDP-L-fucose synthase-like
Exons: 11
Coding region: 226-1191 (321 amino acids)
Biological process (GO): nucleotide-sugar biosynthetic process
Molecular function (GO): GDP-L-fucose synthase activity
Source: RefSeq, a predicted model, not a curated record
CCUGUAUUCUGCUCUUACACAACUUCCUAUGUCUGCCUUGUGGCUCAUAGAAGACACGUUACGACAAAAUGCAAUGUUAACUGGUUUUGGAUACCAAACUGGAUGUCAAACUUGGAUCUGGUAAAGAGGCUGGAUCAGAAACUUUAACCAUCAACUAAAACGGCUGAACUCUGAAAGCGAAAACAAGGAAACACCUGACUGCAGUACAGAAACACCAGAGAGAAGAUGGACGGGUCAGUCGGGCCGAUGCGAGUGUUGGUGACGGGCGGCAGUGGGCUGGUGGGGCGAGCGAUAGAGCGGGUGGUGAAAGAAGGUGAAGGGAGAGAAGGAGAAAAAUGGAUAUUCCUGUCAUCCAAAGAAGCCAAUCUCGUGAGCGCUGAAGAGACGAGAGCAGCCUUCGAGAAACAUCGUCCGACACACGUCAUUCAUUUGGCCGCGAUGGUGGGCGGACUUUAUAGAAACAUGAGACAGAACCUGGACUUCUGGAGGAAUAAUGUGCACAUCAAUGACAACGUGCUGAACAUGUCUCAUGAGUUCGGUGUGGUGAAGGUCGUUUCCUGUCUGUCUACAUGUGUUUUUCCAGAUAAAACCACCUACCCUAUUGAUGAGACCAUGAUGCACAACGGUGCCCCCCAUGACUCUAAUUACGGUUAUGCCUACGCCAAACGCAUGAUUGACGUCCACAACAGGGCGUUAUUUCAGCAGUACGGUCGGAAAUACACAGCCGUUAUCCCCACCAACAUGUUCGGACCCCAUGAUAACUACAACAUUGAGGACGGUCACGUGAUGCCGGGGUUGAUCCACAAGACCUACCUGGCAAAGAAGGAAGGUAAACCUCUGCAGGUCUGGGGUUCGGGUCGUGCUCUGCGUCAGUUCAUCUAUUCUCUGGAUCUGGCUCGUCUGUUUGUGUGGGUUCUGAGGGAGUACGACGAAGUGGAACCCAUCAUUCUCUCAGUCGGAGAGGAGGAUGAGUUGACUGUAAAGGAUGCUGUGGACGCUGUGGUUGAAGCCUUCGGGUUCAAAGGGGAAGUUAUUUAUGACACUAGUAAAUCAGACGGUCAGAUCAAGAAAACCGCCAGUAUUGCAAAACUGCGCAAAUACCUGCCAGACUUCAAGUUCACGCCGUUCAAACAAGCUGUCAAGGAGACGUGUGAUUGGUUUGCGGCCAAUUAUGACUCCACCCGUAAAUGAAGAUCUUCACAUCUGAUUGGCUGCGGGGAGCCUGAACAACCGAAGUCAUUCUGAUCGAACACUUUCAACAACAAUUUGAUUUUUUU